Molecule: messenger RNA, 3223 nt
Organism: Biomphalaria glabrata
Lineage: Eukaryota; Metazoa; Mollusca; Gastropoda; Planorbidae
Product: RNA-binding protein 5-like
Exons: 23
Coding region: 129-2768 (879 amino acids)
Biological process (GO): mRNA splicing, via spliceosome
Cellular component (GO): nucleus
Molecular function (GO): RNA binding
Source: RefSeq, a predicted model, not a curated record
GCAUACACCUUGAGCAAUAUACAGGAAGUGACAUAUCUAAGGACAUGUUUGCUUCGUAAUUCACCGUUAAUAAUUUUUUCCAUUGAAUAUUAUUAAUAUAUUAAUCUAAUUCUGGAUCUGUAGAUGUAAUGGCUUUCUUUCAUGGAAAUCUGAAUCAGAUCUUUGGAGGUGGUGGUCCUGGAAAUUUUCCAAACAAUUUACCCAAUAUGCCAUCUUUACCUCCUGGUAGUUUUAACAGUUUUGAUAAUUUUGGUCCAAAUUUUGAUGAACAGAAUCGCAAUUUCAGCAUAAAUCCAGAUUUCAGAAAUGCGGAUCCUCGUCAUGGUGAUGUAAAUAAUUGCAUGGAGCCUGUUGCUCCUUCCUUGGAUAAUGCUGGCUUUCAAGGUCGGGACAGAGGAAGAGAUAGAGACAGAGAUCAAAGAGAUAUGCGAAGCAGAGAUGAUAGGGAUCGUGGCAGGGAUAGGGACAGAAGAAGAAGUGAAAGGGAUAGAGGCAGAGGGGAUUGGAGUCAAGAAAGGGAUUCUUCUCGUUCUGGCAGACAUAGAGAUAGAAGUGGAAAUAGAGAUAGAAGCCCAAUGUCUGAUGAAGGUGACAGAUAUCGUGGCAGAGAUUCUGAUUCUCGUUCAUCUGAAGAUAAAGGUGGAGAUAAGUGGGUCUGCAAUCAACCAUCUCGAACAAUCAUACUGAGGGGACUUCAUAUUGAUAUUGAUGAAAAAAUUAUUGGAGCUGAACUUAUGAUGCUUGGUUUGCCAGUUAAAGACAUCAGACUUAUCCGUAGAUCAUCAGGUGUCUCUCGAGGCUUUGCUUUUGUGGAGUUUCAUAACGUAGCAGAUGCCCAGCGCUGGAUGGAACACACACAGGGUAACCUUGUGCUAUUAAAUCAGUACCGUGCAGUUAUGGCUUACAGUGUUACACGUGAUAGAGGACUUAGAGAUGGUGGUUUGCAACGCAAUGACUGGGUUUGCAUUAAAUGUUUGAGUCACAAUUUCAAGCGCAGAGAUUUCUGUUAUAAUUGCAACCUUUCUCGAAAGGAAUCUGAAAAAGGCAAAUCUUCUGAUGGGCAAGAUGAAAUUGGUACAAAUCCAUGUAACACAUUAAUAUUCCGAGGCCUGGAUGCAUUAACAACAGAAGAAGCAUUAGUGACUGCUCUGACUCAAGCUUUUGCACCAAAUCCCUUAGCAACCAUUAAAAAUGUAUCUGUAAUACGAGAUGACUUGGGCACAUCUCGAGGAUUUGGAUUAAUUGAAUUCCCUUCUGUAUCAGCCUCAACGAUGGUCCUUGAUUUUCUCAGCAAAAUGGUUCCACCAUUGGAAGUCGAUGGGAAACAGCUUAUUAUAAAUUAUGCCAAAAAUACAUACAAUACUACGAUGGCUUACAUUCAACAACAGUCACAAACACAAUUUUAUGACAGUAACUAUUAUCAACAAAAUGGCCAAUAUUAUGAUUCUGCUACACAUCAGUACUAUGACUACUCACCAGCAUAUGGUUCCAGUUCUUCUGGAUCUUCAGCUGCAGCCAGUGUCAAAGAAAAUACCACCAACACAGCUGCAGCUGUAGCACAGGCAGCUAUACAAGCAGCUCAGGCUGCAAAACAUUUACAAAAGCAGAUACAGAAAAAAGUAUUAGGCUCAACUGGCACUGUCACUGUUAAUGGUGUAGAGUAUCCAGUUUACCCUCCACCUGAUACAUCCAGUUAUCAGUAUGAAGAAACAUCUGGAUAUUAUUAUGAUCCUCUUACGCAGUUGUAUUAUGAUUCCAAUUCACAGUAUUACUAUAACUCUACCACUGGUCAAUUCAUGUAUUGGGAUGCAGAGAAAUCAACUUACUUACCAGCGCCUACGGGGGAUGAUGCAAAUAAAGAGGAUUCUGGAGAUGUUCAAAAUAAAAAAGAUGGAAAAGAAGAAAAGAAAGAUAAGGAGAAAGUGAAAAUUGCUAAAAAGAUAGCAAAGGAUAUGGAAAAAUGGGCCAAAAGUAUAAAUGCUCAGAAAGAAGCACAAAAAGAAGUGUUCAAACGUGCCCCUAAUGCUCAAUCAAGUGCAUCUUCCUCUUUCAAAACAGAAUCUGCUACAGCUGAUGCUGGUUUUGCAAUGUUACAAAAAGUGAAAGAAGAUUUAUCAAUGAUGCCUCCACCACCAGUUGUAAAAGCAGACAAGCCAACAAUUACAAACAAACCUGGUUUAGUAGCAUCUUAUGGUGGUGAUAGUGACAGUGGAGAAGAAGAUGAUAGUGGUGGCCAACUAGAUGAGUCAAAACUUGUUGACUGGACUAAGUUAGCAUGCCUAUUGUGUAAAAGACAGUUUCAGUCCAAAGAAAUUCUCAGCAAGCAUACUUUAGUUUCAGAGUUACACAAACAAAAUUUAGAAGCCCUGACCAAAUCAAAAGGAUCCUCCAAUGCCAGUAAAACAGAGUAUCGGGACAGAGCUAAAGAGAGAAGACAAAAAUAUGGUGCUCCUGAACCACCUGAGCCUAAGAAAAGAAAAGAUCGUGAUUUUGAAAUUCCAGAACCACCUGUAGUGUAUGAAGAGCCUACCAAAAAAGGAAUUGGUGAUGACAAUAUAGGCAACAAAUUACUUCAGAAGAUGGGCUGGUCUCAAGGCAUGGGGCUUGGUAAAAGCAAUCAAGGAAGGACAGAUCCUAUUGAGGCUAGAAGAAGAAAUCAAAUGGCAGGGCUUGGUGCUAGAGGUGCCAAUGUUGUUGCAGAUGUUGGAGAUAAUUACAGAGAAGCCCUCAAGAAAACCAUGUUUGCUCGUUAUAAUGAAUUGGAUUGACAUGUCUGUGUGAGAUGUGUUCAGGCAGCUGCAAAUAUUUUUAGACUUUAAUUGUAAUUAUGUUCAUUAUUGUCAAUAGAAUGUAAAUAGUGUACAGAUCUACAUUUGUCAGUGUACAUAACAAGCUUAGACCUCAACAUGGUUUGGCUUUCAUGCAGUAUUGAUUUAUGUAUAUAUAGAAGUAAGAUUAAUAAUGAUAAAUUAUGAUUCAUUGUGUCUUGUUCCUUUGACAUGAAUUCUCUUUGACCCAGAACAAAUAAUUGACAGACUGUUGGCACCAUUGCUUCAUGUAAUCUUUGAUUUCUUCAGAAUCUCUGUUUUUGAUUGUCACUGACCACCAUUGUAUUUGUCAUGUUGCUCAUAACUGAAUGAUUUCCCUUUUUGCAAUAGUUCAUUUAGACAUUCAUUUGUACAAAUGUAGUAUAGACUGUCCAUUAAAAUAGCUGUGAACUAAA